Messenger RNA from Trichophyton verrucosum HKI 0517, 936 nucleotides. RefSeq lists its product as uncharacterized. NCBI's taxonomy places the organism in Eukaryota, Fungi, Ascomycota, Eurotiomycetes, Onygenales, Arthrodermataceae. The record is from RefSeq and is a predicted model, not a curated record. The transcript has 3 exons. Bases 1 to 936 code for a protein of 311 amino acids.
AUGGCUCUCAACGCUGGCUCACGGCUCACGGCUCAUGGCUUGACGUCUCCAUCGCGGCCACAAGAGACAGAAAAGAGCAACAUCCCCGUCCAGCGGACUCGGGGCAAACAUCCCAAUCCGACCGACAGCCAGAGAGGAGCAGCUCCAGCGCAGAAGAGAAGCUCCACCCCCCGUCGCUCGUUGCGUGCAUAUCCCAUGAAGACGACCGGCGACGACGACGACGCCGCCGCCGCCGGCCCAGGAGAAGCCGAAGCGAAGCUUUUUGCAGAGGGCGUUGGAACGAACGUUGAAGGAUUGCGCGCGAAGCAAAGCUCGAGACGAGACGCAAAGACGAGGACAAGGUACCGAGGGCGACAGCGAACCGACGGCGUUGGCGUUGGCGUUGGCGUUGGCGAUGGCGAUGGCGAUGGCGAUGGCGAUGGCGAGCCAAACGACGUCAACGGCGGGCGCUGGCGACUGGGCGCUGCGCUGGAGCUGGGCGAUGCAGCCGUUCACCCGUCGCUGGCGAUGGCUCUUCUGCCCUCUCGUCGCGCUGCCGGGCUGGCUGGCUGGCUGCCCUCGUAUCGCUGCCAACAUCCUGCUCACUCUGGGCUUUUUUUCGCUGUCCUUCGUCUCUCUCGUGUCUCGUCGGAGUAUCUAGUCGCUGAGUGGCGAGCUGAGCAGGUCGAGCGAAGGCCCCCUGUCCUGGCCCUGUUCCUCGGACUGGGGGCUGCGUUGUCGCUGGGAGAUUUGACAGCUCGUAUCGCGAGAUUUGAGAAGAUCGGCUUCUGGUUCUUUUGUUUGUUGAGUUCACUGGUUACUCUCUCGCAGUUCAUGCAGCCAGACGCCACGGCCCAACCUUGGUCGAACCGGCAGCGACGGCUCGUCUCAUACAGGGAGUCCAGCAGCAGUGAUGAUGAUCUUGAGGAUGAUGAUGAUGAUGACGUAUUUAUGUAA